Messenger RNA from Papaver somniferum (opium poppy), 516 nucleotides. Its product is annotated as charged multivesicular body protein 1-like. The transcript has a single exon. The coding region runs from base 1 to 516 and encodes 171 amino acids. The record is from RefSeq and is a predicted model, not a curated record. NCBI's taxonomy places the organism in Eukaryota, Viridiplantae, Streptophyta, Magnoliopsida, Ranunculales, Papaveraceae.
AUGGCGAGCAGUGUUGAGAAAAUGGAAAGCAAAACGGAAGCACUCAGAUCUUUGUCGGAAAAUAUGAGAAAGCUAGCUGAUGAAUGUGAGAAAGAAAUAGGACCUGAAAUCCGUAAGAUAACGGGUGCAAUGAAAGAGGGAAACACCAAGCAAGUUAAGAAACACAGAAACAAUAUGAACGGCAUAAGACAUGAGGUUCUAAAUUAUCGUCGUAUAUCUAUGCGAAUAGAUUCAAUGGUGGAUUACUUCGACAAUGAACCGGAACAAAGUAGGAUGAUUCCGGAGAUUGUUCAAUCUAUGAGUUCUUCGUUAGCAGCUAAAAAUCCGAAGAAAUUGUUGAAAGCCAUGAAUAAAAUAGAGAAACGAUACUUUGAUGAAGAAGUUGUGGCCAAGUUCAAGUAUUCGGCAGCUACAUUCAUGUCCGAAGAUGAGACCAAAACUCAGAGUUGGUGGUCCGACAUUUUCAGUUUACGUAAUAUACAUCAAGCUGCUGUUCUUCAAAUGUGGUGCUAUUGA